This is a messenger RNA of Trypanosoma conorhini, 2190 nucleotides long. RefSeq lists its product as uncharacterized. The record is from RefSeq and is a predicted model, not a curated record. The transcript has a single exon. Bases 1 to 2190 code for a protein of 729 amino acids. Lineage: Eukaryota; Euglenozoa; Kinetoplastea; Trypanosomatida; Trypanosomatidae.
AUGAAUAGCACCGUUUCAUCUAAAAACAACAAUUUAUCUUCACUUAGAGGAUGUAAAGGCGAAAAUCCAUUGAAAGUUAGCACGGCAAGAAAUGUGCUACAGGAAAAUAGUAGCUUUGCUGCAUUCGUAGAUCGAAUGCAUGCUGUUAAUCGGGUAUUUCUAGUAAAAAAGAAAAGAGAAUCGGAGGUGGAGACGGUGUCGUGUCCUGUUCCGGUGGAUAUUGACGCCGGGGCCGAGGCUCAUUUGGCUUACGUUGAUGCCGAGUCAAAGUGGCUAGACUGCUGUUUGCGAGAGUUUCUUGAAAGGAGAUCCAGGCAUGGAGCAAGCGGUCGCUUCCUCCUUCGUUUGUUGGUAGCGUUAGUGACGGUGUUGGGAGUUUUGUGGUAUAGUUGGCCCCUGUGGGAAUGCCUCAUCGAUGUGGAGGCGGAGGUGCACUAUAGAGUUCUUGGAAUUUCUCCUGCUGCCCAACCAAAUGAGAUAAAGCGUGCGUAUCGGGAGGCUGUUAAGCGCUGGCAUCCUGAUCGAAAUCCAAACUGUGAUUCUUGUCGUGCUCAGAUGCUAAAAGUGCAACAGGCACAUGAUGUUUUGCUGGCCCGAGGGAGUAAACGAUUUGAAUUGGCUGAAAAAUAUAGAGAAGAGCUUUUCCAACUCCGUUCUUUGGUGUUCUUUCGUUUGUACGACAUGGCGUUUUAUGCAGCUCAAGAGUUGUAUUACUUGAUCCGAGGAAAUUGGAUGAGGCGUGACGAUGAUCAAAAAGGUUUUGCUUUGUAUCUUCAAGUGGUAUGCCGGAUUUUGACGAUGGGAUUGUUUACAACGUAUGAGUUUUUAUACGUUUCCGGUUUUAACGUUGUGGUGAUUCUUCAGGUGUUUUAUUACUGCGUCUCUGUGACUAGGAUAUCUGUGGCAGAGCGAGAGAUGUCAAGAAUGGUAAAGCAUUCUUAUUUUGAUUUUUACCGAGAAGCCGUGACGUUCGUUGCUAUACCUCUCUUGCUUCAUGUCGCCCAACGACUCAGCGGGAAAGCGGAGGAUUCUGGAGAAGAUGGAUUAGAAUUUGUCUUUCGUCUGUCGUUUGGUAUCCUAUAUGUUAUGUCUCACUUGUAUCGGAUGACUCCAAAUCUGUGGGACAAUUUUGCCAUGAGAAAAUGCUCUAUCCCGCUUAAUUAUCUACGACUUCCCGCGAAAACCAUUAGACUUCAAGGCUUUUUGUUUACGGAAUUGGGGAUCAUAUUGGAUGACUUGUUUGCUUUUACGUGUCGAGUGCCUUCCAUAUUUCGUCUCACGGUUAUCGUCGUGCAUGCCAUAUUUUUGUGUGAGCUCGCAUGGCUUCCGCAUGAUGCUCCAGUGACCGUGGUCUUGGGUCGGCAAUAUGCAGAGAAAAACAUGAAGGGAAAGAGGGAGACUGCAAAGAAAAGCCUAACGGAAAAAACCGGAACUAAAGGGACGUUAAGUCGGGAUGGCGAGCGCGAAGUUCCGGAGCCCUCUCCGCAUUACUUGUCCAAAGAGGAACGUGCUCUUGUGGAAAAUUUGGACGAUGAACCAAUCACUUGGCUUGACAUUGUGAGUACCAAGUAUAAACGUAGGAUGGAUUUUGCUGUGGCUGCCUGCAUGCGUCAAAAGCAGGGUGCCAUAACGUUUGAUCUUGCACCAACUUCAAAUCUUCAGGAGGUUGUUUUUGUAAGUAUUGCGCGAAGCUCCGCUAGUACGCCGGUAAAAGUGGAUGUACUCUUUCGUGCGAAGGAUGAAGUGUGUAGUCGUCUUUUGGCCCUACAGCGGGGCCCCUUCGGGUGUAUUCCAUCGGAGCCAUCUGAAAAUGGAAGUCCGACUUUAAUUGCUCGGAGGUAUGCCAAGAUAACUGGAAAAGAAGGCCAUUGCAGCCCUUCUGAGAUAUGGGGCUCGAAACUCUCAGCUGCCAAGUUAAACGCCGAAGAUGAUGGCGCAGUCAUCUUGAUUGCCUUCAUACUUGUCUCGCUUCUCUGUGUGGCGGCAUUUGCACAAAGGUUGCCGGUAAACGAGUAUCUGAGGUAUUCAACUGAUCUUUCUUACUUUCAUCAGCCACUGCGUGACACAUGGCGAAGGUUUCUCCCUAUGGAGCAGCUACUCAAACAGAGUGGUACUGGUUUAGUCACCGUUUUUGGCCAUAUAUUCUGUUUUGUGGAUGUUUUAGAUGCACUCAAGCACAUGUACUUUUAA